Messenger RNA from Protopolystoma xenopodis, 4395 nucleotides. The record is from the annotation of a GenBank genome assembly. NCBI's taxonomy places the organism in Eukaryota, Metazoa, Platyhelminthes, Monogenea, Polystomatidea, Polystomatidae.
CGACGACCUGUACACGUCUGUGUGCUGCUUCGGCCCGAGCCAUGUGGCGAGAUAGCUCCACUGUUCUGUGAAUUGUGUACGAUCGUACACCUCAGUCCAGCAUCGCUUCUGAUCCCCGCCAAUCAGGCGCCUGGCCUUUUUGUGCUACUAUUUUGGCCCUACACUCGAAUUUGUCGCUCUUUCGAUCUGCACAGCCGAAUCGAUCGAUUCCAAACGCCAAGUCGGUCCUCGCUUGAAGUCUCUCGCCUCGCCUGUCCUGCCUCACUCACGCGCCCAAUGGGAUGCAUGAAAGCCCGAUUUUCUCCUUCAGCCAGUCUCCAUUCUCCCUCCUUCCCUACUUGGGGCCUGUUUCACUCUGCCCAUCUUUCGCCUUGUGCCUAUGGAGCAAUAGCGGAUCGUCUCUCCAAGACUUCCUACAAGUUCUGUGGUUUCGUUCGACUGAAGUCUUUCAGGAGCUGUCCUACUCCCUUGGGCCGCCUUGCUCAUUCUUUGAUUCCUGUCUUUGCCCCUCCGGCACUAUUUCUUCCCAACUGCUACGCCUCCCGAAAAGAGGGUCCGCAACCCUCGUUCUCUGACAUUCAUGUCUUCAGCCGGCCGUUCCAUGCUCCGUCCACGGGUUGUGCGGACAUUACAAUGAAUCAUCCCUUCCCGCAGGCCAACGACUUUUUCCUCUUCAUACCCAGGCCUGCUCGUCCAACGAGACGCUCCAUAGCCCUCCAACUGGGUCAGAAGGCGAGUUCUCCGUUCGGCCAUCCGGCCACCCUCUCUGAUGACCCACACCCCUCGCCCCAACCUCAUCAUCCUUCCAUUCUGUCUGGUGGCUCUUCCGUCUCUUCAACUGGCUCUCGUGGGCUGUCUGCUGCCGCUGCUUCUUCCUCAUCAAUUGGCUCCAAUACCUGGACGGGCCCAGCUAAUCUCGGACUAUCUACACUUGCUUUGACAGCCUCCGUGCAGCCGCUCAUCUUGGCCCCUCACGGAACUGGCUCCACACGCCUUCCCUCCGUCCGCAGCUUGUCGAGACGUCGUGCAACCGCUCAUCCUUCAGCAGCCUCUCUUUGGCCACCUCUUUUUUCUACCUCGAACUCUAAUCCACACUUCUCACAAUCUAUCCUCGAGAAUACUGAUUCUGUAGGAGUUCAUAUCGACUCAACUAGACCACCGGACCCGCUGAUAGGCUCCUCACCUGCCCGCAGUACUCCGCCUAAGCUAAUCUAUCCCACCUGCAAUGAUGGCAUUCAGACGAGCCGGAAGUCAAGUCAGCCUGUAGACAUCUCCUCUACCAUUGAACAAUGCCACUUUCCUCCAGCAUCCAACAGCACUGAUUUCGACGACGGAUCAAACCAAGCAUCAGUACCCACCUCAACUUCCUCGACCACUGGCUCUUCUGUCACAUCCUCGGCUUUCACCGUUACAGGCAUCACCUGCAAUACCGAGGCCCACAACAACAAUUUAACCUUAUCUUCCAGCUUCACCCCGAAAGUUCUUGCCAUCUCACCUAUCUCUAGUCUUCCUAGUAAACCAGAGGAUGCUUGUUCUGGUGAUGCCAAUCAAGUCGUCCUUACACUGCCGUCGCACUCUUCCCCUAUAGGUCUUUAUCAUCUCUCACCAGCACUUAAAUCAGGCGACACUCGGAAGCCAAUAUCUGGCGACUACUUGCCUACGAAUAGUGGCAAUACUAGUCCGGUCAGCAUCGUCGGAAGUUGUACUAGUCCCAGUAUUUCGCUCAGCCAGACUCAUUUUGUAUCAUCUGCUUCCAUCACCAGCACAACCUCUUCUUCUUCUCUACAUUCUGUGGAUUCUUUCAACUCUGCCAAUAUUGCUCCACUUGAGCCGACCUCUUCACAAGCAUCGACAGUCGAAGCUCUACCAUAUUCUAGGAAUUUUAAGCAAGAAAACCUAGUUAUCUGGUCACCAUCAUUCGAUUUUGAAACACCACCUCUAUCCUACCUUAAACCUUGUAUUUCUCCCAUCGAGGCCAACAUUAGUGGACUUUCAGCUGCUGCAAUGGCGACCCGACCGCCCCCAGCACCCAUGACCAUAACUGGGUCUAGUACGACAUCAUCUUCCGCAGCCACAAUAUCGACGCCAACGUUCAGUAAACCAGGAAUCAUUAACUUCUCAAACGAACUAUUCCGUGGCGGCCGACUUGGCUCGGUUGCCAGCCGCGAAUCGUCUUAUUCACCACCGGCCGAUAGAUCAAAUCCUGUGCACGCCAGGCGAACCGUUACUGCCGGUUCUGCAAAGGCGGCAGGAGCAGGUUCCGUCAACUCUGGAGUACUAAAUAAUGCAAUGGGGACAGAUACGGUAGCAUCUGGAGAGCACGCUGCUCUCGAAAAUGCGGUGCUUUUUCGAAAACUGGAGUCAGCGGCCCAGGCCCGAGGAGACCUAAAGAAGCUCGAUAACCAUCAAAUGCCUCUUAAUGGGAAACAUACGGAUUCACAUAAUUUCUCAUUUGAUUCAGACGAGAACACAGAAUCAAGCGACAAUUCGGAGGGGCAUGAAGAAGGAGAGGUUAGGAAUAAGGACGAAAAAGUUCCUGGUUCCAAAAGCGUUAGCCAAACUGGCAAAACUGGUGGCCAUAAUGAUGAAUCCGGUUUCCUCUUGCUUGCCACUUCAAGUACGUUUUUGCCUAGCUUCAAUAUGACUCAAGGCGCUGUUGCCGCCUCUUCCCUCGAACCGAACACCACAACUUCCUCUCAAUCUCAUUCAGUGAAUUCUCCACUCAACUAUUUGAUGCGAUUCUUCGCUUCAGGUGGCCGAGUCAUCCAGCUAAAACCAAUACCACCUGACUAUCCUCAUCGUCAAAGGCGACGGAGAGGAUUCCAACCUGGCGGUGUUCAGCUUGUUGAUGUUGGCGUACAAGCUUCCACUUUGACGGGCUCUGGAGAUGUCGGCUGUUGUAUUCAUUGCUCUCUAAGACCGUUCCACCAACAGCCGUCUGCAUCUCUUUCUUCUGCUACAGCUAGUCUGACGUCCGAUGCGACGAGCGCAAUCAGGGAUCGGCAAGCAUUGAGCCAAUUAACGAAGGUUUCAGCCCCAAUUACUGCUCAAAUCAUCACCAAAUUGCCUCUAUUUGUUCCUCUCAUACACGUGGCGCCCAGCCUGAUUCCGUUAAGCAGAGGCGUGCCUCUUCGCCGACCCCGUUUAGGUAACCAGUCCUCCUUCACUGGCCAGACUGCAGGCAGUUGUGCGGCGUCCACUGUCGGAGUUCAGGGAUCUGGAGCCAACAGAUUUGCUUGGCCAGUUGACGGAGAGAUUGUAGACUGCGUCGAGACUCUGCCUGAUAGUCCUACUGGGGUGCAUGCGGUCGCUUCCUCGUUGUUCUGCCUCUUGGCUACGGAAAUUGGUAUUAGCAGCUCUAUUACUGCUUGUGCAGCCGCAUCUGCCGGUUCUGGGCGCGCUGAAUUUGAAUUUUACGAGGCAGCCUGUGUCGCAGCGCUCGUGAUUUGUGGUCCUAUUCCGCCACCAACUCUUAGACCUUCGGCGGCUUUGCCACGGCGUUCUGGGCAGCAAGUUGUUAGCACAGUCGUACAAGUUACCAGCUCUAGUGGUGCAGAUGGUACAAAACUGCUCAGGGCGGGAAGUGGGUGUGAGAUAGAGACGAAAGAAUUCAAGAGAACUGUGGAUGAGGAUGAGGAGGCUAGAGACAAUGAUGACGACGAGGACUCGACCGUGAAUGCUAGUCGCCGUCUUCGACGUCAGUUGAGACGAACACAAAAAACACAAGAGAUAAGCGCUGCCGCGGUUCAUGAGGCGAUCAAGUACAAUCAACAACAAGUGCAGCAUCAAAAGAUGUUGGAGCAACAAAAAUUAAAGCCAACCUCUUCAGCCUCUUCGUCUUCUGCCUCCCCAACUUCAUCAUCAACUUCGUCCGCUUCGUCGCCGUUACCUUCACCAAUUAAAGAACCAGCUUCAGUUCAGUCUCAGCAGAUGGAUAAGGAAAACUCGAAAUCUGGUCACCCACCCUCGACAACUGCAACAAGAGCUAAUGCAGCAGCCACAAUUGAAAUCGGAGCAAAGAAUGUUAUCAGCUCGGCAUUGAAUAGUAUUGCUGGAGCACCUCAUCCAACCUCACCGCAACAGUUACCGCCGUCAACAACCCCAACACUGCUACAACAACAGUAUUCGUCAGAUCUGAAAUCACAGAUGGCACAGACAGCAUCCGCGGCAGCUGCAACACCGACAAAUCGGCUUGCGGAGGCCAGGCAACGUGCGAAACGCUAUAUUGAGCUGCGGAAGUUGAGUAUGCAGGAGAAUAGCUCCGGAGCGACUUUGAUCGGACAAGAGGUAAUCACCAUCUCUAAGGGCACCUUCUCCUCAAGCCCUGCUUCGUGCAUUCCUCUCGUCCAGCUGAACUUAUCUCUUCACUUUCUCCCACGUCGGGCUUUUUAUUGA